Molecule: messenger RNA, 1410 nt
Organism: Tarenaya hassleriana
Lineage: Eukaryota; Viridiplantae; Streptophyta; Magnoliopsida; Brassicales; Cleomaceae
Exons: 2
Coding region: 1-1410 (469 amino acids)
Molecular function (GO): zinc ion binding; nucleic acid binding
Source: RefSeq, a predicted model, not a curated record
AUGACUGUUCGAGAGUACGAAGCGGAAUUCAACCGGCUGCUGAAGUAUGGAGGCCACCUAGUGCCAACCGAGGAGUACAAGAUCCAGAAAUUCAUUGCUGGGUUACGUGCUUCUCUCAGGAGAAUGAUCGAGUGCCAUGAGUACCCUACGUUGAGUCGGUACAUCAACCAACUCGACAAGGUGGAACGCAGUGAGAAGGAGAACAUGGAAGCCAAGAAACAAGACCGUGAUCCGUACAGGAGAGUGCCAGUCAACCGUCCCCCGAUGAGAGUUGGGCAGACGAGUCAACCCCGCGACAAGGGGAAGGCUUCGGCGUUUCGCCCCACGACCCCGGUCCAACCACUACAGUAUAGGAGGCCCUGUGCUAAAUGUGGUCGAGACCAUACUGGAGCUUGUGGAAACACCAUGACGUGCUACCGCUGCGGUCAACCAGGGCAUUUUGCUGCAAGAUGCACUGCGAACAUAGCUCCUCAAACCAACAACAAGCCACCGCGUCCAGCACAGGGGAGAUCGGGUAUUGCUCCGAGAGUUUAUGCCCUCACAGCUGAGGAGGAUGUUCAGGAGGAGCCAUACACAGUGGAGGAGCCAUUUGCUGCAGAGCCAUUGACCACCUACGAAGCCACUGAUGAAGAUUACCAGGAGGAGGAUGAUGUUGCCACCAUCACAGGUACCAUUUGCAUACAUGAUGUUGCAUGCGCCACUUUGUUUGACACAGGAGCUACACAUAGCUUCUUGAGUGAGAAAAAGGCAGGAGAGUUGUCAAUCAUGGAGAUCGAUACAACUACAUCUUUUAUGGUGUGUACACCUGCAGGACAGACUCUUCCAGUACAGGGGAUUUUGCAUUGCAUGCCCUUGACUAUCCGUGGGAGGAUGUUGACUGCAGAUCUUAUCAUCGUACCUAUCCGGGGUUACGACUUAAUACUGGGAAUUGAUUGGCUAUCGAAACAUCAAGCCCAGAUCGACUGUUGUCAGCGUACUAUUUGGUUCACUGAGGAGAGCGGAGGAUUCGACUCUGAAGCCUUCCUGGUUGUAAUCACAACAACCGAAGAAGCAGAAGCAAAACUGGAAGAUACUGCUGUGGUUCGGGAAUUUUCCGAUGUGUUUCCUGAUGAACUACCUGGACUACCACCAGAACGGGAGGUAGACUUCUCCAUUGAGGUUGUGCCAGGAACGGAGCCAAUAUCUAAGACUCCCUAUCGGAUGGCUCCGACCGAGAUGGCAGAACUGAAGAAACAGUUGAACGAUAAUCCUCCCUAUCGGAUGGCUCCGACCGAGAUGGCAGAACUGAAGAAACAGUUGAACGAACUAAUGGAGACAGGGUUUAUCCGACCUAGCGUAUCACCAUGGGGAGCACCGGUGUUAUUUGUGAAGAAGAAAGAUGGUAGUAUGCGACUCUGCAUUGACUACUGA